AUGCCUCCACAAACCAAGCCAGCGAGCAAGGUUGUCGCCUUGGAGGACAUUGGCAGUGAUUCGCCCCCCCGCAGUGCGCGGAAGGUUGUUGCCCUAGAAGAUCUCGCAGACGGUCAGGCAGUGGUCCGACCCAGCAAGGUGCCGACAUUUAAGGAGCCAACUUCAAGCGGGAGCCAAGAAGCCUCUGACGAAGGUGGAGAAUCUGGAGAACUAGUUUCUGCAGCAGAUCUGGAGGAGGAGGCCAACAAUGCUGCUCGCAUCAAGCUGCUGUUGGACAGCUGGGCCCUUGCUAACAAAGUUGAGGACGAGGCUGACACACACGCAAAGGCCGACUCGCCAGAAGAUGAGGACUCCCUGGAGAUCGCCGACGAGACGCAAAAUCAGGCUCCAAAGAAGAGCAGAUGGGCAAAAAUGAAAGACUGGGGAAUGCAACGCAGCAUGGAAUUCAAAGGACGCAGAAGUGGAGAGCAAGCUUCGCAUUCCAUGGAAGAAACGGAUCAGGACAAAGAGGAAACGGUGCAGAAUCUGCUGGGCAGCAACGUUCCUGCAACAUACGGUGAGAUGUUCGAAUUCAAUGCCACUGUUAUGGGUUUCGGGAAGCACAGAUGGCUGCGAGAGGUCAAUCGAUCUUUUCAUGACAUCGUCAAGAACGCUGGCAACUCCUCUCGCCUGCAGGAAGAAUGCGAGGUACUGGCUUUACGCAUCUGUAAGACAGUGGACGGAGACGUGAAUCUCUCCAUGUACCGGUCGGCAAUGCUGGCAGCACUUCGGUCCAUGCUUCCAAAGACCUGGGAUCCCAACCAUGAGACGGUUUGGAACUGGCUGUGGGAGAGCGUUGAAAGCAACCUUCGCAAAGUUCUGUACAAACCACGUGCAUGGGAGCCUGCACUCCUUCGACUGAUGUCACUGUGGUCAGAGGAAGAGAAGGUCGCGCUGCGCAACGAAGUUUACGUGCGCUUCUUCCAGGUGGCCCCACAGGGUCAGGAGUUCUUCAAGCAGUCGGACACGAGGCUGCACUUCAUCGCGACACGGGCAAUGGACAUGACGUCUGAGCUGCUGGCCGAUCCUUGGGAGAUGACCGAGCAGAUCUCUGCCCUCGGUUUGCGCCAUGUGGGUUACGGCAUUCCGACACAUCUCAUCGGCCCUUUCGCAAACGCUUUCGUGGAGGUUUUGUGCGAAGCAGCACCCGAAGAACAUGAAGCACUGGAAGCGUUCAGGUGGUCGGUCGUGCUGGUGGCGAAGAUUCUGGUCCGAGUUAUCGAAGAGGGUGCCACGAUUGUGAUGAAAGCAAUUAAUGCAAACUCGGCCUUGCAGCUCAGAAAGGCUGUGGCACUAGCUCCUCGUGGAGAGCGUGCCCAGUGGUUGCUGCGAAUCCAAGUCGGCACACAGCAGAUCUCCCCACUGUCUUGGGCCAUCGAGAGUGGCAGUCUUGAGGCGGCGCGUGCAAUGAUCCAGGACCUGCUGACGAUAAGAGCUGAUCGAGAGAGGUAUUACUUCGGAGUUGAUGCUCUUUUCCAAGCUCAUCCAGACAUAGUGGAGCGGCUCUGUGCAGAUGCCCUUCAGCUGUUGCCCGCACUUCUUGAUGGACUGGUUUGGCGCUCCAAGCGCGCAAUCAACGGUGCCAGGCGAGUGAACUUCUACAUGAAGCACCUUGUCGUGACCAAGGAUGGUGCAUUUUCGGCUGCACUCAAGGCCAUCGCGGAUGCAAAGGAUGUCAAGAUCAUCUCUCACCAAGUGGUGGUGCAGAUUUCUGACACCUUGUGGUCGGGCGUCGUCCGGCGACAGUUCACAUUCUCCAAGAUAAGCUUUCUGUUCAGCCUCGUCGUCUUCAUGCUUAGCCAGGCGAUUCUGCCGAAAACUGAAACAGCAGAGGAGUUCAACAUGCGGAUCGCAAUUUUCAGUGGUCGCUUGAUAAACUAUGCCUUCAGUAUGGCACGACUUCUGGUCUUCCACCUGCGCCGGAUUGUCAAAGCAUUCCGCACGGGAGCAACCAUGAAAGUUGGAUGUGUGCCCAUCCCGGAAUAUCUGAAAGAUGAGGAUGCCAAAUUGGGCUUCAUCCUGCUUUGCAUGCUCGUCGCCAUGUGUGCAAGUGAGCCGAUGUUCUACUGUGCGCCAGACAUCAUGACAACAGGACCCAGUGAGACUUGUGAAGCAGCCAACGCUGUCAUGCCCUUGUACAUACUCUUCUCCAUGGGUGCCAUGGUUUUGCACUGGCUGCUCGUGAUCAACCUGUCGGUCUUCGCGACCAAGCUUGCUGCAUUCGUUCUUGUGUGCCGCGAGGUGCUCUCCGAGGUCGGGAAGUUUAUGGUUGCCAUCAUUUUCAUCCUGAUCACCUUCAGCAGUGCAAUUGCAACCUUGAGGCAUGAGGUGGCGGAGUUCAGAACGCUUCCGAAAGCAGCAAACUGCCUGUUUGCCACGACAGUUGGCAUCUACGAGGGCGACUACAGGGAGAUGAUGCACCAACCGGCACUUCUAGCGUUAGAUCCCGAAAUCUCGGGACGAGUUCUCAUUGUGAUGGAAAGUGCCGGUGCGUGGUACAAGCUUGCAACAAGCUUGCAGCAGCUUCCUCAAAGGCCCGUCUUGCUGUUCAUCACCGUGUCAGCAAUCCUGCUGAUCAAUCUCUUGAUCGACUUUCCCUCAGUUCAGCACCUCGCCCUUGUUUUGGGGUAUCUGUACAGUUCAAUGCCGGCUGAGGCAUUUGAGCUAUAUGGCGUUAUACAGGACGAAGAGUUCAAUUUGCAGUUGUACGACCACGGCACUAUUGACAGUCCAGGAUGGCAGGGCGACAAGCCACCGUAG
Messenger RNA from Symbiodinium necroappetens, 2799 nucleotides. The record is from the annotation of a GenBank genome assembly. Lineage: Eukaryota; Dinophyceae; Suessiales; Symbiodiniaceae.